GUCAUAACACUCUUUAUUUGGCGAACUGUAAAAGCAGUGGAAAUUAUUUGCCCUGCCCUAUAAUAAAUAUUGAAUUGAAAUACAUAAGUAACUAUUUUUAAUUAUGUAAUUAAACAUUGUGAUUAUUUUAAGAUAUCGUAGUAGUAUAUAUCUUAGGCAAGUAAAUAACCAUGAGUAACAUUUAUAUUCAAGAACCUCCCGCACUUGGCAAGGUGCUGCUGAAAACAACCGCGGGAGACAUUGAUAUUGAGUUAUGGACGAAAGAAACCCCGAAAGCAUGUCGGAAUUUCAUACAAUUAUGUAUGGAAGGAUAUUACAAUGGCACAAUAUUUCACCGUGUCGUACCUGGUUUUAUAGUGCAAGGAGGGGACCCGAAUGGGGAUGGGACUGGAGGGGAGUCUAUUUACGGAGGCCCUUUUAAGGAUGAGUUCCACUCCCGCCUUCGGUUCAACAGGCGCGGUCUGGUCGCGAUGGCCAAUGCAGGCAAAGACGAUAACGGAUCACAGUUUUUCUUCACUUUGGCUCCAACACCGGAGCUACAGAAUAAACACACUAUAUUCGGAAAAGUUAUUGGCGACUCCAUAUACAAUAUUCUCAAGUUGGAAGACGGUCUGAUAGGCCCGGACGACCGGCCGGAGCAUCCCCACCGAGUCACCGGCACGGAAGUCUUAAUCAACCCCUUCACAGACAUUGUACCCAGGGUCGUUGAAAAGAGAGAGACAGAAGCACCGAAGAAGAAGAAAAAGAAGGAACGGCAGGGGGUUAAAAAUUUCGGUCUCCUUUCCUUCGGAGAAGAAGCGGAGGAGGAAGAGGGAGAAGCACAGGAGUACAGAGGGAAGCCGAAGUCGACACACGAUUUGCUUGAAGACCCCAAACUUAGCAAGAAAACGGCUGCCGAAUUAGAUCUCGAGCAAGAGAGUGAGAAGGAGCCGUCGUCUAUAGAACAAGAGAAAAAAAGAGAGGAGACCGCAGCCGCCGUGACGAAUAUAAGGGAUAAGUUGAGUAAGAGAGACAGGAGCCCGGAAGAAAGAGAUAGUAAGAGAAAGAAACAGGAUAGCGAGAGUGAAGAAGAGUACUAUCUGGGGAAAGAAAGAGACAUGGAGAGGAGAAAGGAAAGGGAUAGAAUAAGGGACGAAAUCAAACAGCUCAAGAGAGAGAUGAGAGGAGCCAAAGAGGAGAAGAUGGAGCCACAGCAGGAGAAAGAGGAGCCGAAAGACAUAGAAUCCAACGAGAUGUACCAGCAGUUCGUGCAGGAACAAGAGAAAUAUAAGAAAAUGAAAGAAGCCAUACCAAAGAAGGGAGCGGCGAGAAGCAGACGUUCAAAGCUAACCCGAGAUCCGAUACCAAAGAAACCUUGGGUCAAGAAUUUGUAUGAAAACCGAGAUUACCCCGACAACUACACGGACUCGAAGUUUCUAGAACAUUUGAGGAAAAAUCUCUAUAUUGAAAAAGUGACUCUAAAGGAAGCGAUACAAGGCUCAUUUCGCGUUGUGCUGCGCCUGUGCCUGUGUGUGCUAUACGGCGUUCUAUACACGUACAUGUAUAAUAAAUGGAUUCACACACACACGGUUAUUUACUCGUCGACAAUUGUCACUGUUGUGUGCUUCGGCUUGUAUGUGCGCGUGGAACGCGCGGUGUUCGUACACUGUAAGGUUGUGUUGGUGUAUUUGGUUAUUGGAUACAUACUUUCACCUAUUUUGCACACAUUGACGGACACGGUGAGCACAGAUACAAUAUACGCGUGGGCGGUUAUAAUGAUGCUCGUGCACUUGAUGUUUUUCGACUACAAUGUGCCCGCGGCUUUCGUAUCGAAGUCUUUAUCUAUUAACGCCGCCAUUUUUGCGUCGGUUUGUCUCGUUUCCCGGCUGGGCACGCCGUUCGAUGCGUUUGUUUUGUUGACGAUUUCGGUGCAGUUCUUCGUGCUGAGCCCGCGUUUAUUUCAAGUGUACUUGCACUCGAAGUUGUUUUUGAUUUUAUUUUUUUUAAUUUUGACAGUGACAGUUGUCUCACUGGCCAGCGUGUCGCGCACGCUGAUGUAUUAUUUUGUUUUAUCUGUGCUCGUUUUGAGCGGGUACUGCCCAGUUAUGUUUGUUAGGUGGCAAAAAUACAAAGAUAAUAAAUACGGGCCGUGGGACGAAGCGAUUUUGAACAAUUCUGAUGAGAUGGAUAUAUAGCGAUAUGUUUGAUUAAUUUAUUUUCUUUUUUAUAAUUAUGUUGGAGUUACGGACUGAUUUUUUAAUUGCAUUUAAUUUAUUUCAAUAGUCAUAUAUUAGUAGCA
Messenger RNA from Zerene cesonia (dogface butterfly), 2278 nucleotides. RefSeq names its product spliceosome-associated protein CWC27 homolog. Gene Ontology annotation, biological process: GPI anchor biosynthetic process; protein folding; protein peptidyl-prolyl isomerization. The transcript has 9 exons. Gene Ontology annotation, cellular component: glycosylphosphatidylinositol-N-acetylglucosaminyltransferase (GPI-GnT) complex; membrane; catalytic step 2 spliceosome. Lineage: Eukaryota; Metazoa; Arthropoda; Insecta; Lepidoptera; Pieridae. Gene Ontology annotation, molecular function: peptidyl-prolyl cis-trans isomerase activity. The coding region runs from base 171 to 2174 and encodes 667 amino acids. The record is from RefSeq and is a predicted model, not a curated record.